Messenger RNA from Limulus polyphemus (Atlantic horseshoe crab), 1001 nucleotides. Its product is annotated as tRNA (guanine-N(7)-)-methyltransferase-like. The transcript is spliced from 7 exons. NCBI's taxonomy places the organism in Eukaryota, Metazoa, Arthropoda, Merostomata, Xiphosura, Limulidae. Gene Ontology annotation, molecular function: tRNA (guanine(46)-N7)-methyltransferase activity. Gene Ontology annotation, cellular component: tRNA methyltransferase complex. Gene Ontology annotation, biological process: tRNA methylation; RNA (guanine-N7)-methylation. The record is from RefSeq and is a predicted model, not a curated record. Bases 150 to 779 code for a protein of 209 amino acids.
ACAUGUUAACAUGGAAGAAAAUACUAGUAGCAUGAAACCUCAACUUCCACAGAAACGUUAUUAUCGUCAACGUGCUCAUUCAAAUCCUAUUGCAGACCACUGUAUUAAUUAUUUCUCUACAUCUGUCCAGCCCAGUAUCCCCAGGUCGCAUGGACUGGUCUUCCUACUAUCCAGCUUUCUGUUCACCACCAGAGAAAGAGAAGAGGGUUGAGUUUGCUGAUAUUGGUUGUGGCUAUGGAGGACUGUUGGUAGCACUUUCUCCUUUGUUUCCACAAACCUUAAUGCUGGGCAUGGAAAUCAGAGUUAAAGUUUCAGACUACGUCCAAGACAGAAUUAAAGCACUACGAGCCCAGAAUCCUGGACAGUAUGAUAACAUUGCUUGUGUACGAACUAAUGCCAUGAAAUAUCUGCCAAAUUAUUUCUACAAAGGUCAGCUCACCAAGAUAUUCUUCCUGUUUCCAGACCCACACUUCAAGAAACAGAAGCAUAAAUGGAGGAUUAUUAGCCCACAACUACUGACAGAAUAUGCCUAUGUGCUUAAAAUAGGGGGAUUAGCUUACACUGUGACAGACGUUAAGGACCUUCAUGAUUGGAUGGUACAACAUUUUACAACACAUCCCUUGUUUGAGCAGAUUCAAGAGUCCGAACUAAAAGGUGACAUUGUAGUAAAUCAGCUUUUUGAAAGUUCCGAGGAAGGGAAGAAAGUCACUCGGAAUCAGGGAGAGAAAUUCUUGGCAGUAUUCCGUAGAGUCGACGAUCCAGCUAUUUGCACUGGCUAACAGACGUGUAAAGAAGUUUGUUCUUCACUCAGAAGUCUUCAUCACUAGGCGAAAGAUCUCCUUUUGUAUAUACCUCUUCAUCAUACACUGGAAAGUUGCUUCGCAAGGCUUCUAACUCCUCCAGCUGAGCCUAAAAUGAAGACAAUCUUACAGCUCGAAUAACAAAUAUUAAGUGUCAAAUUAUGUACAUAGUUUAUAUUAAUAAAAUCAUGCUAGAAAUAA